CAAUCAUCCUAAGCGCGCGGAUUAUUUGACAAUUAUUAAAAAAAAAAAAAGCAAAACAACAAAUCAAGAGGUUUAUUGUAUAUUUUCCUUUGUUUUGGUUUUCUUUAUCAGUGGAUUUUUUUUAAUGAUACUGUGCUUAGAUUUUAAUAUAUUUUAGAUUUAAUUCUAUUGUUAUUCGUUGAAGUGUUCAAAUUUUGUUUACAAUAAAAGUAUAUUUAAAAAAUAAUCGGUAAAAAUGUACGGGUUUAGUUAUCAGGAAUUGGCAAAUCGAAUGAUGUCAUCAAUGGAUGAAUUUCAGGAAGCUUUUCAAUUAUUCGACAGUCGUGGCGAUGGAAAAAUUCAUGUUGCACAAAUUGGCGAUGCCCUGAGAGCAUUGGGACAAAAUCCAACAGAAUCGGAUGUUAAAAAAUUCACGCAUCAGCACAAACCUGAUGAAAGAAUAAGUUUCGAAGUAUUCCUGCCGAUUUAUCAGGCAAUUAGCAAAGCACGCACAUCUGAUACUGCUGACGAUUUCAUUGAGGGAUUGCGUCACUUUGACAAAGACGGAAAUGGCUUUAUUUCUUCAGCCGAACUCAGACAUCUUCUCACGACACUUGGUGAGAAAUUAAGUGACGAAGAAGUUGAGACUUUAUUGUCAGGACAUGAAGAUUCACAGGGUAAUAUCAAUUAUGAGGAUUUUGUUCGUCAAGUAAUGUGCGGUUAAAAAAAGUCUAGUUAAGUUUUUUUUUUAAAUCCAUUAUUAUCGAGAUACUUACGUAUAUAUUAUAUAUUAAUAUUAUUAUUAUUAUUAUAAAAAAAAGGAUUUAGAAAAUUCCUUUGUCAAUAUUUUCUUUACGAAACGAUGAGAAACAAAAUAUUAAAUUUUAAGGGGGGAAUUGUAGUUUUUGAGAUUAUUAUUCAUUUGCGUAGAAAAAGCAAAUAAUUUUUUUUUUACCGAGAAAAAAAAUGAAUUUUCACUUAGUUGACAAACAGUGUAGCGUGUUGUGCCUUGAUCCCAAAAAAAAAAAUUUUACCUACAUUCUAAGGAAGUUGAUAACCCAUAUCGGUGAGCAAUGCAUAUUCAUUAACAAUACACUAUAUUAAUAUAUUUCUCUACGAUAGAAUUGAAAUAUUAUUUUACCAACAUUCCGAAUAACAAAAAAAAAGAAAAUGUAAUUGUAAAUUUGCUGAACGUUCCAAUUAUUUGUCCAUGUAUUUGCAUUUAGAGAAUAUAUAGAUACUGAUGAAUCGAAA
Leptopilina boulardi is the source of this 1233-nucleotide messenger RNA. RefSeq names its product myosin-2 essential light chain (gene Mlc-c). NCBI's taxonomy places the organism in Eukaryota, Metazoa, Arthropoda, Insecta, Hymenoptera, Figitidae. The transcript has 3 exons. Bases 236 to 703 code for a protein of 155 amino acids. Gene Ontology annotation, molecular function: calcium ion binding; myosin heavy chain binding. The record is from RefSeq and is a predicted model, not a curated record. Gene Ontology annotation, cellular component: myosin II complex.